Molecule: messenger RNA, 692 nt
Organism: Colletotrichum phormii
Lineage: Eukaryota; Fungi; Ascomycota; Sordariomycetes; Glomerellales; Glomerellaceae
Exons: 1
Coding region: 193-600 (135 amino acids)
Source: RefSeq, a predicted model, not a curated record
UCAUCAUCCUUAGAUUCUCCAUCCUCGACAUCGUCUUCAAGCUUCUCCUCCACGUCAUCUUCAAACCCCUCUACGCCAUCUUCCUCUCUGAGUUCUAGUCACGGUCAAAGCACACUCAUUACAACUUCCUCUCUGUUAGGAAACAGCAUCACAACGCUCACUGGUAGCCCCAUCAGUACCGAAAGUAGGACGAUGAACCCGCCUGCUUCUGGUCUGACGUCGACCAGCGCACUCUCGACGACAAGUGUAAUAACUUCCAUUAGCUCAACUUCAACCACCAGUCAUACAGCCAGUCCGUCCUCUGGAAUGGCUCUUAGUGGUUUGACGAGCAGUGGCACAACAACCGCAACUUUAUCGGACACGUCGAAAGAUGGGCUCUCUUCAUCCACCACAGCCAUCACCGCAAGCAAUCCCCCUUUCUCCAACACUACGAUCUCCACCACUCGGACUUCCGUUUCCCCUUUGACUAGUAGUGGAGACAAUUUUUUCUCACCUACUACCACUAUUCUUAUCAGCAUCGGUAUCACAGCCUCGCCUUCUGUGAUCGGAGUUCCCUUCCACUUGGAAGUUGUGCCGUUGAUCAGCCUACCUAACACGUAGGCUUCGUACUUGAUCAGAGGUUGAAUUCUUGUCCUACUAUAUAUUUCGGCCUGACUCUGGUUGUAAUACCAUUCUGAAAAUACUCAUUAUGC